UUGUUAUGGCGGAGGGAGGGGCCAGAGUUCCUCAACUGAGAGCCGAGCGCAGGCUGCUGCAUGGCGCUGGAAUGCGUUGUAGGUGCGAAGAAGCCUGCGAUGUAACUCUCUACAUACACUGCACGCACUUGAGAAAAUCAAAUCAGAGCAGUGCUUUAUACUCUUUGUACAUAGGUGCAAAGUUCGGGGCCGAAACAGUUUGUUGGUCAAACUUUGAACUCUGUGGAUAUUGAUAUUGCUGCUGCAGCAUUUGCUUCCUUCAGAAAUUAGAAUCAAAUGUCUUCGAAUGUCCGUUAAGGUUUCGGAAGGCAAAGACAAUCCAUCCCAACAGGCCAGAACACUGAGACAUUUUACAGGGUAGAGCAGAGCACUGUGUGAUCAUGGUGAUCAUGCCUGAAGGCAGUCAGUCGCACUGCAGGCCUCUCCAGGUUGGCUUCUAUGAAAUCAUAAGGACUCUGGGCAAAGGAAACUUCGCCGUGGUGAAGCUGGCCAGGCAUAAAGUCACCAAGACACUGGUCGCCAUCAAAAUUAUUGAUAAAAAGAGACUCAAUCCGUCAAACCUGGAGAAGAUCUACAGAGAAGUGCAGAUCAUGAAGCUUCUCAACCACCCCCACAUAAUUAAGCUGUACCAGGUAAUGGAAACAAAAGACAUGUUGUACAUUGUUACAGAAUAUGCAAAAAAUGGAGAGAUGUUUGACUAUCUGACUUCUAAUGGCCGAAUGAGUGAAGAAGAGGCAAGGCUAAAAUUCUGGCAGAUCUUGACAGCGGUGGAGUACUGCCACGAGCACCACAUUGUCCACAGGGACUUGAAGACUGAGAACCUUCUUCUGGAUGCCAACAUGAACAUCAAACUGGCAGACUUCGGUUUUGGAAACUUCUACAGUCCUGGGGAACCCCUCUCAACUUGGUGUGGGAGUCCCCCCUAUGCAGCGCCGGAAGUCUUUGAGGGGAAGGAGUAUGAGGGACCUCAGCUGGACAUCUGGAGUCUAGGGGUGGUACUGUACGUGCUCGUGUGUGGGUCCCUCCCUUUUGAUGGUGCCAGCCUUCCUGCACUGAGACAGAGAGUCACAGAGGGUCGAUUCCGAAUUCCGUUCUUCAUGUCACAAGACUGUGAGAACUUGAUCCGGAAGAUGCUGGUGGUAGACCCGGCAAAACGGAUCACCAUUUCUCAGAUUAAACUGCACCGCUGGAUGUUGGCUGAUCCGGCAGCCUCCUGUCAUGUCCUUCCAUACAACUCCAACCUGAGUGACUGCAGCGAGUCGGUGCUGGGAAUAAUGCAGACUCUGGGCAUCGACAGGCAGAGGACCAUUGAGUCUCUUCAGAACAGUAGCUACAACCACUUCUCCGCCAUCUAUUACCUGCUGCAAGAGAGGGUGAAGGACCAUCGCAGCCACCAGCUGGGCCGGCAGAGUGGGAACUGGCUGCGGAGUGCCUCCGACUCCUCCGCCGCAGAGGGAGUUGUGGAACCUUCUGAGAGCUUUAGGACAGUCUUUCCGUUCCCAGCUAAGGAAAACCUUCCCAUCCACUCGGAGAUGGAGUGUGGCACCAGCGGCUUGUUCCAGCGAGUGGUUUUCCCCGGAGAGGCCAGCCUCAAUGGGCUGCUACGCACGCGCUCCAUCUCACCCAGCAGCCUCCUGGACACCACUAUCAGCGAAGAGGUGUGUCCUCGGGAGUUGGAAGAGGACGAGGGGCUUCAAUCAACCUCCCCUGCCCACGUACUCAGCACCACCUCCCGCAGACAUACCCUGGCCGAGGUUUCAGCGCGCUUCCACCAGUGCACACCUCCCUGUAUCGUGGUGUCCUCUGUCAGCCCCUCGGAUGGCGCUUCCUCGGACAGCUGCUUGAAGUCCUCAUCCUGCUCCAGCAGCAGUGCAACUUUGUCCUCUGUCUUGACCUCUGCUGGAGGUCUAGGCUCCCCUGCCACCACAGGGAUGCCUUUCACACAGUCCUCCAACCUGCUGCCUCAGGCUCAGGGCAGCCUCCCUGGAGCCAACUUUCAGGAGGGCCGCCGGGCCUCAGACACCUCGCUCACACAGGGUCUAAGAGCAUUCCGCCAGCAUCUGAGGAAGUCUACUCGUGCCAAUGGUCUUUUGGGACUCAACAAGAUCAAGGGUCUGGGCAGACAGGCAUGUGCCCCCGGUUCCACUGGUGCCCGAGAGCACCGUAGUCUACUGGAGGAGGUGCUGCUUCAGCAAAGAAUGCUGCAGAUGCAGCACCAGCAGAAACAGCCCAUGUCUUCACAUCAACCAAAGUCGACCCCAUCAUCUGGCCUCUUCUGCCCGACCGUUGUCUUUGUUGACCCCCCCACCACACCCCCGCAUUUGACUGAGCCCCAGCAGGUACUUCCUCACUGCCCUGCUCCUCUUAACAUGCAGACCGCCCUCUGGCAGCAGUCUGUAGAGUCUUCCUCGACAUCUUUGUCCCCGGUGGCUUCUGCCGCCCAUCUUCUGGAGGCUCAACUGCAUAUUAGUCAUCGCCCCCAGGGCCAGGCACGACCUCAGCUCCCAGCACAUUUCUCCUUCCUGCCCCACCAGGUAGGCUGGAAUGUGGCCAUAGCACCCAGCCGAGACUCGGAGCUGCAAAGGCUUGGAAAUGUGAGACAGCAGCAGCUCAGCAGCUGUUUGAUGGUCAAGUAAAGAGACACAUUUUGGAAUACUGCUCUAGGAAGUGGAGUACUGGCAAACGCAUUCAUACAACACUGAAAUGGAAGAAGAGUAAAGUGAAGGCUAUUCACCUGGAGGAAGACUGAGCAGACCACAGCUCUGGACAGUAGGAUUGUUCUGAAAGGAACCGGAGACUGAUUCUUCCAGUGCCAGUGUUUGAGAAAGAAAUAAGGAAAGAAAAAACAGACUACAAGUGAUAAGUUGUUUUUCACAUAUUCAUAUAUAUUAUGUCUUUGUUAAUGCGAUUCUAGCAAUAAUGAAACUUCUGUGAAGGCCCUCACCCCGACCCUCAGAAAGCAAUACUGGACUGGGAUGUGGGGCUCAGAAGGUUACCAUGCAAUAGGUACGUGUCAGUCACUGGUCUCACUAUAAACACUGACCAGUCUGCUUACUGUACAUUAGAAAUAAUACUGAUGGCACAGACGAUCGGUUUGUUUGCUGGCUUAUGAAGUUGAGGAAUGCAGGAGGAUUCUGCACCCCUGAGAACAACCUAGAUUAAUUUAGCUCACAUUUGUUGCAAAUAACCAAAGCUUCCUUGCUUGUAAGUUGGUCUUUGUUAGCGAUACAGAAUGUCUAAAAUAUGCAGUACCAAGCUUUUCCGAAACCUUGUAAAUUAGUCCUUUGACUCCUCUUUGGAAACUGUACAGACAACAGCUAAGCUUGGGUAACACAAAGUAAAACCACAGAGGCCUUAGAAAUGCUGCAUAAUUAGUGAGAACAAAUAUGCUUUCUUUUUGUCUGGAACAGAACUAAUUGCAGACGCCAGAAUUGUUGCCCGGCUCUAUGCGGUAUAUUUGGUUCAGUGACAUCCACAUGCUUUGUCCUGGUGUUCUGUGUGUAGCAACAGGAAAGGACCUGCAGCUUAUCCGAACAUCUACGGGACUAAAGACGCAACAGAUCCCAUAUUUUUCUGCUUUGACCACUACCCCGCUUUUGUUUUUCCAGCAUAUCUACCUCCUCGUACAUUGCAUGAUCUCCCAGUGGUCUUGCAAUUGCUGCAGUUCACCCUUUUAGUGUGGCCUGUUGCAGUUCAGCUUAAUUUUUUUUGAGUGUUUUUAAAAAUCGCUCCUGUUUUAGCCACUGUUUGCAACAAAGCUUUUUUUAAUGUAGCACACUGACGUAGCAUAUGUGCAAUAUUUCAAAAUGAAGUGCAGACACCAAGAAAAUAGAAGGAUAGGAAGCAAAGUUACUGCGCUUGUUACGUUUGUCUUUCAGAUUUUUGUUUUUGUGUCUAUAGGAGUAACGGAAGAAAAACAUUUGUUUGAAUGAUCAAAAAUAAUAAUAAAAACACAUUUAGGAAGAGUCAUUGGUUGCAGACGUAAGUAGGAUGAAGGUCAUUUUGUGUUGCCUUUCAUAUAGAUGGCUUUAUAAUAAUACAACAGCGUUAGACUAAGCCAAAGAUGGGUCUACGUGUCCAUAAAUGCUGCUUUCUAUUACACAGACUAUAGAGAACUACUCGAAAUCCUGCGAAACAGUGGGGUUGGUCUGUAAAACAUACAUCCAGUGUUAGAUAUUCAGGGUGACAGCCCAUAUCAAUUCGAUAGAUUACAGUUGUUACUGAUCUAUUGGUUUGUACUUUCUACCCCCCCCCCCCCUUUU
Molecule: messenger RNA, 4262 nt
Organism: Scleropages formosus (Asian bonytongue)
Lineage: Eukaryota; Metazoa; Chordata; Actinopteri; Osteoglossiformes; Osteoglossidae
Product: serine/threonine-protein kinase SIK2-like
Exons: 14
Coding region: 381-2636 (751 amino acids)
Biological process (GO): protein phosphorylation; microtubule cytoskeleton organization; intracellular signal transduction
Cellular component (GO): cytoplasm
Molecular function (GO): ATP binding; tau-protein kinase activity
Source: RefSeq, a predicted model, not a curated record